UGGGAAGCGACUAAGCACCACAACAACCUUUGUGAUUUGACAUGUGUGCCAUGCCAUGCUACAACCAAACCCACUUUAUCACAAAAUCAUAAUCAUAAAUAAAUUAAUAAAUACUAUGUAUAUGGAUAUGCAUGCCAAAUUCUCAUUACUCUGACAUGUUGCAAGCCCAACUGUUUCUCUGUUAUCUAGUUCCAAAUAGAGUGUUUUUUCUUUAAUUCACAAGAAAUUGACUUGAAGUGAAGUGCAGACCAUGUUCACAAAGUUUGGAAAGUAAAAAGUUAUUGAGAUUUUGUUGGAAAAAGUUGGUAGUUCAGAAAUUCAUUUAGUACUGCUUGAGUGUAUUCAAAGGAUCGGUUGUUUUUCGAUGCAAACAUCUCAAGAACAUGAACUUCCCUAUGGCUCUGGCAGGUUCUACAUCGAGCCUGCCCAAAACCCGGAGUCAUAUUGCUUUCCAUCAAGUGAGAACCUAGAAAACUACUCUUCCUCUGAUAACAGCAACCAUGCAACCUACCCAUUGGUCAAGAUUUCGGAUCCAUAUUGCACCCUUGAAUCUGCUUCAACAAGUAAUAUCCCAUGCCAAAAUUCUGCAUCUACAGCCAAUUUUUCGCCUAAUGGUAGCCCGGUGUCAAAGCUAGAACCGAAAUCACAUGUCUUGAGGCCACAACAUUCUCUCGAAACUACUAAUGGCUCACCGGAGAUAAAUUCUUGCUUGACACAUGACCUUGAUGAUCUGAGGGAUAAGAUAAGAGAGCUCGAAACUGCUAUGCUGGGGCCUGAUACAAAUACACUAAAUAUGUAUGAUAUUGUGGUUCCGGAACCAGAAGAACCUGAUUCCUUUUUGGUGGCUGCAGAGAAGUGGAAGAAAACAAUGGAGAUCAUAUCCAGAGGUGAUUUAAAGGAGAUGCUUUAUACUUGUGCAAAAUCAAUGGCGGAGAACGAUAUGGAGACUACUGAUUGGCUGAUAUCAGAGUUGCGUAAAAUGGUUUCGAUUUCAGGUGAUCCUCUGCAACGAUUGGGAGCAUACAUGUUGGAGUCUCUUGUUGCAAGGAUGGCUUGCACAGGAAGCAAAAUCUACAAGGCCUUAAAAUGCAGUGAGCCCACCGGCAACGAACUCCUCUCAUACAUGCAUGUACUUUAUGAAAUAUGUCCAUACUUCAAGUUUGGGUAUAUGUCGGCGAAUGGAGCAAUUGCCGAAGCUAUGAAGGAGGAAAGUCAUGUUCACAUAAUUGAUUUUCAGAUUAGCCAGGGAACUCAGUGGGUAAGCCUAAUUCAGGCUCUUGCCGCACUUGCACAGUCAUGUAAUGUACCUUUUGAGUUCCAUGCUGUCAGAGUUCCUGCUUCUGAGGUGCAACUAGAAGAUCUUGAACUUCGAACUAAUGAAGCUGUGGCAGUGAAUUUUGCCAUUAUGCUGCACCAUGUUCCGGAUGAAAGUGUUACCAGUCUAAAUCCUCGCGACCGGUUGUUGAGAUUGGCAAAGAACUUGUCUCCCAAGGUAGUGACUCUAGUUGAGCAAGAGUUUAGUACUAAUAAUGCUCAAUUCUUGCCGCGUUUCAUGGUGACAUUAAACUACUACUUGGCUGUUUUCGAAUCGAUUGAUGCCGUCCUGCCAAGGGAGCACAAGGAGAGGAUCAAUGUUGAGCAGCACUGCUUGGCUAGAGAAGUUGUCAACUUAGUAGCCUGCGAAGGGGAAGAAAGAGUGGAACGGCACGAGCUUCUGAAUAAGUGGAGAAGGCGUUUCACCGCUGCUGGAUUUGCGCCUUAUCCGCUGAGCUCCUUUGUUAAUGCUUCAAUCAAGACCCUUUUAGAAAGCUACCCUGGACAUUACACUCUAGAAGAGAGAGAUGGCACACUUUAUCUUGGUUGGAUGAAUCAGGUUCUUAUUGUCUCUUGUGCUUGGAGAUGAAAACUCUUAAUAGCAUUUGGUACACUUUUUUCAUUGCAGACUUAUAACUAGGUUUAUGUUUUCUAAUUUCAUAGUGAAGUUACUGUUUUGUUAAAUGGCAUCCUAGAUUUUAUGUUAGCAAUACAAGUAACAGCAAGGACUAUUAUGCUAACAAAGUAUAAAGGGAACAGUUACUGCUUGUACCUACAUAGACAUUUCAUCACACAAUUCACAACUGCAUCUCUAGCAAAUAUCCUGAAACUACAGCCCUUCUGACAUUC
Molecule: messenger RNA, 2163 nt
Organism: Arachis ipaensis
Lineage: Eukaryota; Viridiplantae; Streptophyta; Magnoliopsida; Fabales; Fabaceae
Source: RefSeq, a predicted model, not a curated record